UAAAUCUUAAAUUCCUCCCUAUUUUCUUAUCUUCCAAACGCUGCAAACCUGACAAACAGCUCUCAGAGCGAGCCCACAAAAGCGCGCCAAAAAAAACCACCAUGCCUGAACUUCCAGAGGUAGAGGCCGCGAGAAGAGCCGUCGAAGAGCACUGCGUGGGCAAGAAGAUUACGAAAGCUGUGAUCGCUAAUGACUCAAAGGUCAUCGAUGGAGUCUCUCCUUCAGAUUUUGAAGCCUCUCUUCUCGGUAAAACCAUUGUCUCUGCCCACAGAAAGGGUAAAAACAUGUGGCUCCAGCUCGAUUCCCCUCCUUUUCCUUCCUUCCAGUUCGGAAUGGCGGGUGCUGUAUGUAUAAAGGGUGUUGCAGUCACAAAAUAUAAGAGGUCUGCUGUCAAGGAUACUGAUGAGUGGCCAUCCAAAUAUUCGAAGUUAUUUAUUGAAGAUUGCACAAGUAUAUUGGCACAACUUGUGGUUGCCAAAUGAUCAAUGGUGAGCAAGGUUCUGAACUGCUAGUGAGAAAAAAUGCAAGUGGCUUGAAGAUUAGCAAAAUUUGAGCAUAAAACAAAGCAUUUGAAUCAUGGGAAAUCGCCUAGCAGUUUCCAUACAGUGAGGAUAGCACUCUGCAUGUAAAAUAGAAGAAUGAAAUCAUAGUGAAAGCUCCAGGUACUUAGACAGUGCUAUAGGAUGGCAGUUUCACUUGUGUGUUUUGUUUCAACAUAAGUUGGGAAGUGUCUGUCACCUAAAAGCACCAUGUGUUGGUGGUUUCACUAAAGUGUGCACUGCAUUCUCAUUUAUGCCAAAGUGCCAGUUUUGUUUCAAAAAGUUUGCACACUCUAGGUGGUUUAAAAGGUGGUUAGAGGCUCAAAUAAAAAAAAAGUUGGUUGAUGGAAGGCCACUUAAUGCUUGCAUGAUGUUCUAUUCAGCUCCUUAAGCACCAUUUGUCUAAAAACUCUAUUGGUUGUAUUAGUUAGAAAUCUUUUUCAGCUUUCAUCAUUGUAAGCAUUCUCUCUUCACUUAACAAACAUGAGAAUGGAUAGGUGAUCCACAAUUAGGUUUGGCUAAGGUUUUUGUUUUUGAAGAAAGGAUGAAUUUUGGUUGAAGAUCCAACUCUCUAAAAUGGGAUUUGGUUGGAGAUAUUUGAUGGUAUAAAUCCAUUUUUUGUGUUUUGCUAAUAAGAAUUGAAGUUUUCUCCUUUGUUGUUCUCUAA
Vitis vinifera (wine grape) is the source of this 1206-nucleotide messenger RNA. Its product is annotated as formamidopyrimidine-DNA glycosylase. Bases 102 to 482 code for a protein of 126 amino acids. The record is from RefSeq and is a predicted model, not a curated record. Gene Ontology annotation, molecular function: zinc ion binding; DNA-(apurinic or apyrimidinic site) endonuclease activity; DNA N-glycosylase activity. Gene Ontology annotation, cellular component: nucleus. The transcript is spliced from 4 exons. Gene Ontology annotation, biological process: base-excision repair. Lineage: Eukaryota; Viridiplantae; Streptophyta; Magnoliopsida; Vitales; Vitaceae.